Messenger RNA from Phlebotomus argentipes, 3065 nucleotides. RefSeq names its product sodium-dependent dopamine transporter (gene DAT). The transcript has 7 exons. Gene Ontology annotation, biological process: dopamine uptake involved in synaptic transmission; sodium ion transmembrane transport. Gene Ontology annotation, molecular function: dopamine:sodium symporter activity. Gene Ontology annotation, cellular component: neuron projection; presynaptic membrane; neuronal cell body membrane. The record is from RefSeq and is a predicted model, not a curated record. The coding region runs from base 355 to 2145 and encodes 596 amino acids. NCBI's taxonomy places the organism in Eukaryota, Metazoa, Arthropoda, Insecta, Diptera, Psychodidae.
CAUAAAAAACUGCCCUGGCAGUAUUGAGUUGUAAAAAUGCAAAUGUACUCGAAAAGGUGGCUUUUCUUUCGUGGCGACGCAUUGUAGAAAAAAAAUACACGAUAAAGCUCGCGAGAAUAGUUGAGAUUCUGAUGGUGGGGGAAAUGAACAUGAAAAAGUCGUCGUAAAGUGAUAUUUGUCGACUGAAAGAAAUCGUGCAGAAACACUGCGAUAUUAUUAAGUAGAUUUCUAUCACUUGAAGAGUAGAAAAUCUGCGGUUAAGAAUGGUUCGGCAUAAAUUCUUCAUGACCUUUUACGGACAAUCCAGAGACUGGCGUCGUAGCUGACAAGGACAAGGAAGGCGUCGUCCUGGCGAUGGCGCCGAUCGGGCAAGUCGUCAAGUCCAGGACGCCCAGGAGCGAACUCACGCAGAACGACGAGCGCGAGACAUGGUCGGGAAAGGUGGAUUUUCUCCUCUCCGUGAUCGGAUUCGCGGUGGAUUUGGCAAAUGUGUGGCGGUUUCCGUACUUGGUCUUCAAGAACGGAGGAGGGGCCUUUCUUGUUCCCUACUGCAUCAUGCUGAUUGUGGGUGGAAUUCCCCUUUUCUACAUGGAAUUGGCUCUUGGGCAGUUCAACAGGAAGGGCGCCAUCACGUGCUGGGGACGUCUUGUACCACUUUUUAAAGGAAUCGGUUAUGCAGUGGUAUUAAUCGCUUUCUACGUGGAUUUCUACUACAACGUGAUAAUUGCGUGGUCGCUGAGAUUCUUCUUUGCCUCAUUUACUGACGUCCUGCCAUGGACAUCAUGCAACAAUGCCUGGAACACGGACAACUGUAGACAAUUUGAUAGCAAUCCAGACAUCAAUUACACCCUCAUCAACGAGACCACACCAAUGCCAACCACCAAAUUCGCCUCAGCUGCCUCAGAGUACUUCAAUCGCUACAUCUUGGAGCUCAACGAGAGCGAUGGGAUUCACGAUCUGGGCAUCAUCAAGUGGGAGAUGGCGCUCUGCCUCCUGGCUGUGUAUCUCAUCUGCUACUUCUCGCUGUGGAAGGGCAUCAGCACGUCGGGAAAGGUGGUCUGGUUCACCGCCCUCUUCCCCUACGUCGUCCUCCUCAUCCUGCUGAUCCGUGGCAUCACGCUUCCUGGCUCCGCUGACGGCAUUCGCUACUAUCUCAGCCCUAACUUUGACGCCAUUUACGACGCCGAGGUGUGGGUGGACGCCGCCACGCAAGUCUUCUUCUCGCUGGGGCCAGGAUUCGGGGUGUUGCUGGCGUACGCGUCCUACAACAAGUACCACAACAACGUGUACAAGGACGCCUUGUUGACCAGUUUCAUCAAUUCUGCCACGAGCUUCGUGGCGGGAUUCGUUAUCUUCUCCGUGCUCGGCUACAUGGCUCACACCUCCAACCAGGACAUCAGGGAUGUGGCCACGGAGGGUCCUGGCCUGGUGUUCAUCGUCUAUCCGGCCGCCAUCGCCACAAUGCCGGGCAGCAUCUUCUGGGCGCUCAUAUUCUUCAUGAUGCUCCUCACGCUGGGUCUGGACAGCUCUUUUGGCGGCUCCGAGGCCAUCAUCACCGCCCUGAGCGAUGAAUUCCCCAAGAUCGGCCGCAACCGUGAAAUCUUCGUGGCGUGUCUCUUCUCACUGUACUUCUGCGUCGGCCUGGCCAGCUGCACCCAAGGCGGCUUCUACUUCUUCCAGCUGCUCGACCGCUACGCCGCCGGCUACUCAAUCCUCAUCGCUGUGUUCUUCGAGGCCAUCGCCGUGUCGUGGAUUUAUGGCGUGCAGAGAUUCUGCGACGACAUCGAAGAUAUGAUUGGCUUCGCGCCCGGACGCUACUGGCGAGUGUGCUGGAAGUUUGUGGCGCCUCUCUUCCUCCUCUUCAUCAUCGUCUAUGGAUUGAUCAUGUACGAGCCGCUCAGCUAUGAAGACUACGUGUAUCCGGGCUGGGCCAACAUGCUGGGCUGGUGCAUCGCCGGCUCGUCCAUGUGCAUGAUUCCCAUCAUUGGAACCUACAAGUUCCUCACCACAUCCGGAUCUUGUCGUCAGCGCCUCAAGAAGCUCACGACGCCCUGGCGAGACACUCAAGUGGCCAAUGCCAAUGGCAUCGAGUCGGUUCACGUGCAAGUCCGCUUGACUGACGCCAAAGAUGCCGAAGACGUCUGAGUUGCACCAUGGACGAGAUUCAAAAUUUACUACGUCUAGUAGAACGUUAGGUUUACUUAGGCUAGACAAUUUCUACCCACGAAAUUGCCAUCGAAGUAUCACAAUUAACCCUUCCUGUUCUUCCGCCUUCACUCAUCUCUGCAUGAUUCUGUUUUUUCUCUUAGCAUGUAAGACAAUUCAGUCCGCACGAAGAUGGGUGUUUUUUUCUUUGCUCAUUGAGAGUGUAGAGUUAAGGAGAAUGUUGAUUGAUUUUGAGAAGACAUGCGGAUAAAAUGCUGUGUAGAUAAUAGAAAAUGUUUCAUACAUGAUCGAAUGUAAGUUUGUUUAGAGUGUUAAGAGAACAAGUGAAGAGAGAAGUUGUACUAAAAAUUUAACCUUUAGGUGUUAAGAUGAUGCAGGAAAGUGUAAUUUAGCAAAGCUGACGUGUAAAUUGAGCUUUAAACAAGACAUUACAAGAACACCGAAGGGUUGAGAUCAUAUCCAAAAAGUUCGUUCGAAUCAAUUCAAUGUCUCAUGACGAUUCUUAUGUUAAAAAAAAGGCUUUUUUGUAAAUACCUGUUGAGUACUCUCUCCAAGAUGUUUCCCGAAGAAUGAAGAGAACAAAGAGGCAGAAACUGUGUUACUUUUUUGGAAAUAUUUCACCACAGCCAUUUGAAAUGUUUUCAAAGACGGAAAGUGAAUUCUGUUAAUGUACUAAAACAGCCAUUUGGUACAUUUGCGGAUGUUGUGUUUUUGGAGGGGAAAAUCUUACAAACCAAUCACGACCUCUUAAGAAUUUUUGUACAAAGAAAACAGAUCACAACAAAGGACUUUUAGCUCAGACAGCCACUGAGAUGAAACUUCUUGGCGUGAUAAAUGAUUUUCCAUCCUCAACAUUCCAUUUGUUUAGCGAUUUUAUUAAUAAAUUCUCUUUAUUUAAA